This is a messenger RNA of Maniola jurtina (meadow brown), 1369 nucleotides long. RefSeq lists its product as uncharacterized. The transcript has 10 exons. The coding region runs from base 40 to 1329 and encodes 429 amino acids. The record is from RefSeq and is a predicted model, not a curated record. NCBI's taxonomy places the organism in Eukaryota, Metazoa, Arthropoda, Insecta, Lepidoptera, Nymphalidae.
GUUUACGUUUUGUUUUAGUGGAAGGAGAACACGGAUACGAUGUGGUUUGUAUUGUGCUUGUUGCUCGCUGUUUGUGUUACAAAGGGCGCCGGGGCCCGCGCGCACUACAGUAACAUCUCGCACGCGUUCACAACGCCGGCUGACGAGAUCGGACCUAUGCUGCCUGAUGACGGCAUGCAGGCAUCCACCGUGGUCGCCGGCCUCAUGCCCGACUCCUUCGCCGAGAUGUUCAACUUCCUCGACGGUGACAGCUUCGGCAUCGGGCCCAUGCACGAGUUCGUGUACGGCUGGCAGGCGAUCGCCAACACGAUGAGCAUGAAGAACAACGUGGAGGUGCGCAAGCGCGCCGGCCUGCAGCGGUUCGCGCUGGCCGGCAUCAACGGCAUCACGCUCGUGUCGCACGGCGGCGCCACGGAGAUCAUGAUCAACGGCACGCGCAGCUACUGCUUCGGCGGCGUGGCGCGCCCGCCCGGCCGCCGCAGCGUCAUCUGCAAGGGCGCCAUGUACCAGGAGGGCCGCUUCUCCUGCAAGGUCCCCUACCUCCGCUACCCGACUGUUCUGGGCUACCGAUACUGUAUCGACCGGUAUGCUUCCGUCGCCACUCUUGACGGAACCUACAAGACCACGUACUGUUCCCGAGGGGAAUCGAUCCCGAAGUUCCACUACGACUACAUCUGCGAGCGCAGAGACGUGAAGAUCAAGCGCGUCAACCUCACCGACCCCAACGAGCGGUUCAAUAUCCGCAACCCGAUCGUGCGCCGCGCCGAGUACUACCGCGCGCCCUACGACAUCCUCAAGGCGUGUCCCGAUUGGUACGGCUGCAACCUGCGCAUCUCGCCGGACUUCAUGCACCAACCGCUCCCCGCCCUGUUGGACGUCAAUGAGACGGCAUUCGUCGGCCACGGCGGCAAGUACUGGCUAGCGCUCUACUACACCCAGCUUUCGACGUACGCUAUCUACUUUCAAGCGCACAGCGAAUACCCAUGGCAAUCCAACAGGCCGAUCGUGUCCGUCGAUAAGGGUGGUAUUUGGGAGCAACUUCUAAAAGCGAAUAUCGGUCCAGACAUGAAUUUGCACUACAACUUGAACGGCAUAUACAAUAGAUACCCCGGCGGAGUCGUCAUGCCCGACUUGAUGAGGAAUGAUGGACAGGUUCAACCAUCGAACUUCAGGACCGAGGUGCGCGACGGAGCCGCUGAGGACAUCGCUAUCGGCAACGCGCAUGCGGGUGCGGACUCUCCAGGCGGUGAGGUGAACGCGGGCGGCUAUAAGUUCAUACACGACUCACAAAUACAAGCCAAUUUCGAGCAUGGGAAGAAUUUGUCAUAAAUACGUGCAAAUUAAGUAAUUAAAAAUAUAAUUUACCUAC